This is a messenger RNA of Closterium sp. NIES-65, 462 nucleotides long. Lineage: Eukaryota; Viridiplantae; Streptophyta; Zygnematophyceae; Desmidiales; Closteriaceae. The record is from the annotation of a GenBank genome assembly.
AUGCAAGCAACUGCAAUUUUCUGGUGCUCAUGCUCUUCUGUGCGCAGCUUUGGGGUGGUGAUGCUGGUGGUGAUCACGGCACACAAGGCCGUUCACAUGGCAGGCGACAUUCAGAUCAACCUCAAGCAAUGGGUGGCUCCCCUGGUGGCAUCUGGUGAUGUGGCAGCAUUCAAGAACCCUCACUUGGAUGCUCCAGGUGACUUGCUGCUGCGCCUGGCUCGCCUCGCCCUCACCUGCAUGGCCAUGCCCACGGCCUCCCGCCCCACCAUGGGCCGCGUGUUGGGCGAUCUGCUGGGAAUGAAGGAGGAGGUGGGGGUGCUGAGGCGCACAGAGCUGCAUGCCGCAUUGACAGAGAGAUUGGCAGCUCAGCGGCUCACACAGUGGACUUUGAUGCCCAGCUGGCUCGUGUGGAGCAGAUGGGAACUCAGGGCCGUUCAUCUAGUGAUGCAUGAUGUGUUGUAG